Messenger RNA from Eutrema salsugineum, 789 nucleotides. RefSeq lists its product as uncharacterized. Gene Ontology annotation, biological process: root development; shoot system development. The record is from RefSeq and is a predicted model, not a curated record. Lineage: Eukaryota; Viridiplantae; Streptophyta; Magnoliopsida; Brassicales; Brassicaceae.
AUGGCUGCUACUUCAUCAUCAUCUGGUGCACACGUGCGUUCAACAAGCUGGUCCGAAGAUGUUCAUCCUCUGUCUCGAGCCAUCGAAGAUCAUCUUCUGAUACUGACGCGAAAACCAGAGUCUGCUUGUCGGAAACUUGGAGUCUUAAAGAAUAUGUACGAGGUUGUCGAAGUUUUCCUCCGUUUUCAAACGACGAAAACACAAAAAGCUUUCAAAGAUUUUGAAGAUGUUUCCGACGGUUUUCUCGAGGUUCUUGAUAUCUGCAGCACGAUCAGAGACGUUUUGAUGCAGAUAAAAGAACAAGUAAGGGAACUCGAAACGAGCUUGAGGAGGAGACUGAUCAGAAGCAAUUCAGGAGGUGAUCAAGAGGCUUUCUUGACGCGUGAGAUCGACGUUUACGUAUUUAAGAGAAGAGCGUUGAGCAGAACAAUCGCCAAGAAAUUGAAGAAAACAGAGGAUAAGAUGAAGAGGAAGAAGACGAAGAAGGGAGAUUUUGGAGAUGGCAUUAAUGUGAUGAAGAAAGUUGAAGAGACGAGCUUUACUGUUUUGGUUUCUUUGUUGAUCGAAGUAGUGACGACGAAUAAGAGCAUCCAUAACCAGAGGUCGAGAAGUGGAGGUAUAGGGAUUUUUUCGAGGGUGUUCAGUAAGAUGAAUCAAGAAAUUGAUGCGGAGGAGCUGAAGAAGUUAGAAACAGAGCAAAAGAUUGAAGAAACAGAGAGAGAGUUGGAGUGUGUGUAUAAGAAACUGUUGGAGACUAGAGUUUCUCUGCUUAACAUGCUUACUGUUUGA